CGCGCGUUCCUCUCGCAGACGAAGCUGAGUGCUCAUAAAGGGAGAGUUGCUCGUGUUCUUGGCAUUGUCAACGUAUACAAUUUGUUGUGAACCGCCCGUGUGAGCGCAAAACUCUUGGAUUACACACCAUGGCUACCGGAGUUCUAGUGAGCUACCCCGCGUCGGCACUUCACGAGUCGCAUUCUGCUGCGUUCAAGCACAAAAAAGAUCUUUGCAUCCGUCACUCGAAGUCCGACCCAACGUUAGCCACGCUAUCCAGGACAUCGUAUCUCUGCUGUCAGGAGAGUGACCUCCAAGUCUGGGAGAGCAUAGAGAACCUUGCCAUCCAGGCUGAUGCUGUCCUCACCCUUGAGGACCUCAAGCUCCAGUACAACUCAUGUUUCACGUGUGGUGUGAGCUGGUAUGAGGACCACGUCUCCUUGGACUGUUCAGAAUGCGGAGGGUACGCCAUGCAGCGCCCCUGCCUCGCGUGCGGUGGCCGCUGCAACGGGAUCUGGAGCAGGAAUCUCGCAGCUUCCCACGAGCACCGUCGCGCACAAUGGGAAGGCGAGUGCCUGCUCAAGUCCCGCGAUGCCAACUCUGGGAAGCCUGUCAAGGAUGCGUUAUGAGGGGUGGCCUGGGAUAGCGCGCCCUCCAAAGUCCACUGUACAUAACCACUCAAGCGGAACCUCCGUCCCGCACCUGUACAUUUCACGUCCUCGCGGGCUGCCUUCUUCCUAGCCUUUGACUGGAAACAUUCAAUGGAACAUUCCGUUGGUGCAUACGGCAGCCAAGCUGUAUAUAUAUGGAAGCAUGUGAAACUUUUGAGUGUUUUUUGUGUUGUACAAUACAGUGUUUUGUGUAAUGCACUGCUUAAUGCUUCUUUUAGCAACGAGUCUUCUAUUUUUUUUUUUUUUUUGAGUAAAUUUUGAAUAUGGAGCAUGACAUUGAAACAUGUUUGGUUUCUCCACCCUUUUAAAGUUCCUGACACCUGCUGAAUGCAGUUGUACCACAUACUUGUAAUUGCUGUUUAUGAAAGUUCUCAAAACUUGAUUUGAGACUCGGCAUAGUCACCGGCAGUGUCGUGUUGUGUUUCGUGUCCUUCCUUUGGGGUUUGACUCCUUCCAGCCGGCUUGCUGGACAGGGGAUUGUAUUCACCCCCACCAGGGGGAGUGAUCAAAAACAGUGCCUUUCACCUGCCGUGGAUCUAUUUUUGUAGAAGCCUAUGCCUCGAAAGGAAGUCUUUCUGGUUGAGUUUACCCAAAGGAUAGCCCAAUGAUGUGUGGUGCUCGUUUUGUCACAAACUUUCACCAUGGCUGUACUGUGUCUUAUUUAUUGAACAUCAAUGUCGAGUGUACUUCUUUUUUUCUAAAAAUCAAUAAACAUUACCAUGUACAUUUCUCAACAUA
Ornithodoros turicata is the source of this 1388-nucleotide messenger RNA. RefSeq names its product protein pinocchio-like (gene Pino). The coding region runs from base 129 to 608 and encodes 159 amino acids. The transcript is spliced from 4 exons. Lineage: Eukaryota; Metazoa; Arthropoda; Arachnida; Ixodida; Argasidae. The record is from RefSeq and is a predicted model, not a curated record.